UAUUCUCUGUGAUAUCAUCAAAUAAGGGUUCUUUAAUACCCAAAAUAGAUAUGUAAGAGUUACAUUUGGCGACACUGACGUAUUAAAUUUAAUAUUUUAUAAAAUACCUUUAUUUCGCACAAACAUAAACACAAACAUAACGAGGAAUCGCACAAACACAAUGCCCGGACUUGAAUUUUGAAUUUUUUGUGUAAAAUGUCGCAGUCUGACUCUCCAAGUUCGGAACUAUCUACUACGUUCAAUUCUGUUGACGACGAAUUGAAAUAUACAGAUAUUAUGUUCUCUUAAGGUGAUUGUAAAUAAAUGGGUGAAUAUAUUCAAAGACGAUCCGAAAAUUGGAAUGUUGAAAUUGUUUACGGUUUUAAUAGAAGAUUGUUUAAAUAUUAAAAUUUCAGCUACUGACCUUAAUGUUGAUGAAAUAUAUCAUCAAGUUAUAGAUUGUUUAAAAAUAAUGAGUUAUGAAAAGACAUUACAUUCGACUGAAUCAAUCAAAAAGUCAAUAUUUACAAAAAAAUCUUCUGAAUUUUUAAUCUUGGUUUUUAAAAAUUAUUCAAAUUUAUUUUUUUUAUCCAGUGAAAAUGUAAAAUAUUUCAUAUUCCUUGAAGAGAUUUUUUUAAAAAUGUCACUGUCGGAUAUUACGAGUUUAAGAUUUUUAGCAAUAAACUUUAGUCUAAAAAUUAUUACUGGAAUGCUGCAAUUUGAAUGUGGAGUUAUGUUAAAUAAUCAAAUUUCUAAGUUUUUGGAUGAAUUUGUAACAAAGAAAUUCAACGAUGUUUCUUAUAUAAUCAGAGAAGCUUUAUUGAUAGAACUAGAAAAAUGGAUUAAAAUCAAUCCCACAUAUUUUAUUAAUAAAUAUUGGACGAGUAUAUAUAUUACAACAGGUGACAAAAGUUUAUGCGUACAAAAAGUUGCACUGCAGAUUUGUAAAAGCAUCUUGGCUUUUCAUUCUAGUAAUCCAAAUAUCCAUCUCCUAGCUGAUAAAUUACUGCAAGUUCUCAUCAAUCUAUUACUUUCUAAAAACGAAGAAAUAGCUUUACUCGCUUAUAACAUGUAUGAAAUUUUACAAAAUUGUGAUACAAAUGAUGAACAUUUAUCGAAACUAGAAUCAAUAGCGUUAGAAUUAAUAUUUUCUGAAAACGUAAACAUUGCUCGUCACGCUGCACAACAUUUUGUGAUCAAUUAUGUAAAUAAACAAACAAAUUCAAUUGAUCGAUUGAAAUUUAUUUCAGUAUUUUUGAGCGGUAUUCCAGAAAAUGUACCUCCUAUUGUAAUAGCUUAUUUUGCUAAUGCGAUUUUUGAGUUCUGCGCUGAACUUCAGAAUUUUCAACUAUUUGCUGAAAUAUUAGAUAAUGAAAAUCAUCUAAAUGAAAAUGAAAAAUGUAUAAUGACAACUCUCUUUGUGUAUAUUGUCAGAAAGUUAAUAACCGGUAAUGAUCCUGAACAAAACUCUUGCUACAUUGGUUACACGAAAGACGUCAAAGAAAGUAAACCCGAUAACGAAAAAAAGAAAGAAUUUACUACUGUCAUGUUACCGUGCAUAUUAAAUCAAUUAAAGAACUGUAAAAAACCUACUUACGAAUUUUCCUUAUGGGCCCUAAUGCAGUAUAUUGAUUAUACUUGUAAUCUAUCGAUUUUGCAUGAUGUAUUAUUGCAAGUGGGUUCAUCAUUUUUCAAAUGGACUAUUCCUGGUUUACUAGAAUUGAUAUCGAGAAGUAUUUAUUUAAUGACUUUAUCCUUAAAAGGUCAAGAAUAUAAUCUCGUCAUAAAUAACCUAAAAAACUCAACUUAUAGAAUCAUUGAUGUUUUAAAAUCUGGAAUUGAAAACUCACAAGAUGACAUGUUAACUAGCAUUUCAUGUCAAGAAAUAUCUCUUAUACGAUUAUGGAGUCUAGCAAAGUACAAUAAGUUACCAGAAGAAAUUAAUUUAUUAGAGUAUUUAUCUUAUUAUAUACCAGAAAUGAAGGAUUCUCAAAAUAACUUAGUUUUUUCGAUGUUUGGAUUUUAUGCUUAUUUUGAAAUACUUAAGAGAAAUAUGAUAAAUGAAAUUGAUUUUUCAUUAGAAAAUUGCAUAGACCAUCAAUGUUUACAAUUUAUGGAAUCAAUGUUCAGUGUUUUAAAAUCUUUUGAUAAACAACUCUUUGAAUUAAAUGAAACGUCUUUUUUAAUUAUUGGAAAUUGUUUACAAGUCAGAAAAUCAAUUAAUAAACCAUUUGAUAUUAAUACUAAUCAAGAUCUCGCAUUAUCAAUGUUUAUUUACUAUGUAUGCGAAAAUCAUGAAUUAAAUGGUGAUAUUAAUACUGUCAAAUUGAUUGAAUUAUUUUUCCGUUUAAUUCAAGAACGUUUAAUAAAAAUUAGACACAUGGUAACUGUAAUGCAAUUUAUUCAAAAGGAUAUAUUUGAAAAAGCAUUGGGGCCAGUUUUUAAUUUUUUCUGUAACGCUGAAACUGGAAAUGAGUUAUGUCAAGUUAUUGAAAUAUUUUUAAUUUAUAUGUUUGAAAAUAUUAUAUGUCAGAGUGAAAAUUAUGAAAAUAUAACGUUUAAAGAUUUAGUGAUAAUGGCUUCAAAAAUAUCACAGCUUAUUAACCAGUGUACUGAUACUACAGGAAAACGAUUGGUAUCCACUAAUGUUCUUCGGCAUGGUAUUCAAUACGCAUUAAAUGAUACAUUAGAAUAUCCAUUUAAACAAUUUUUUUGGGUUCUGGCUUCUUUAUGUAAUUCGUUAACUUCAUAUGAUGCAGAAAAAUUAGCUGAUUAUUUUAUUGAAAAUCCAUAUAUAAAAGAAAUGAUUGAUAUUGGUGAGAAGCAUGUUUUAACUUUUUUAUAUAAAUUACGUGAAAAAUUCUCUGAAGAUGAUUCAUCAUCCGAUAAAACUUGUUAAAAAAUAUUUGUAAACAUUUUAAUUUCAAAUAAAAUUAUU
Messenger RNA from Daktulosphaira vitifoliae (grape phylloxera), 2917 nucleotides. RefSeq lists its product as uncharacterized. The record is from RefSeq and is a predicted model, not a curated record. Gene Ontology annotation, biological process: sister chromatid cohesion. NCBI's taxonomy places the organism in Eukaryota, Metazoa, Arthropoda, Insecta, Hemiptera, Phylloxeridae. Gene Ontology annotation, cellular component: nucleus; chromatin; cohesin complex. The coding region runs from base 341 to 2878 and encodes 845 amino acids. Gene Ontology annotation, molecular function: chromatin binding. The transcript is spliced from 16 exons.